Messenger RNA from Silurus meridionalis, 2395 nucleotides. RefSeq names its product gap junction protein alpha 1a (gene gja1a). Gene Ontology annotation, cellular component: connexin complex. The record is from RefSeq and is a predicted model, not a curated record. Lineage: Eukaryota; Metazoa; Chordata; Actinopteri; Siluriformes; Siluridae. The transcript has 2 exons. Bases 403 to 1479 code for a protein of 358 amino acids. Gene Ontology annotation, biological process: cell communication.
AAAAAAAAAUGUAAAAACUCUGGCAGUCUGAACACAUGUACAACUACUUCAUUUGGUUAACAUAGAGUUGGAGUGUGUAUGUGUGUGUGUAAGAGUGUGUGUGUGUCAGAUGACCACAAACUUUUUCCAUUGCGCCUCAAAUCUUCCGAAUAGAUGGAAAGUGCCACAUUUAGGCCUGCAGUCCAUCAAAAACCUUCGACUUACACACUUUCCUUCAUUCUUAUCCCUUGAGCUCUGUUUUUAUCAUGAUUUGAAGACCUUUUUGUUUCUCCUGACACAGAAAGAACCCUCAGGACUAAAAAGAAGAAAGGAAAAAUACCAAACAUUAAAAAAACCCAAUUGUUUAAUUGAUGAGGUGGUGCUGAUUUUGGACCAGACGUCUGACGCCCUUGUUUUGGAACCAUGGGUGACUGGAGCACCUUGGCGAAGCUGCUGGAUAAGGUGCAGGUCUACUCGACGGCCGGAGGUAAACUCUGGCUCUCCGUCCUCUUCAUCUUCCGCAUCCUAGUGCUGGGGACGGCAGUGGAGUCGGCGUGGGGUGACGAGCAGUCGGCGUUUGAGUGCAACACGCAGCAGCCUGGCUGCGAAAAUGUCUGCUACGACAAAUCCUUUCCCAUCUCGCACGUGCGCCUGUGGGUCCUGCAGAUCAUCUUCGUCUCGGUCCCGACGCUUCUUUACCUCGGCCACGUGCUCUUCCUCAUGCACAAGGAUGAGAAGCUGAAGGUGAAGGAGGAGAGGCUGAGGAAAGCCGAAAGGGAAGGAAGCAACGUCCAUGCCCGCCUGCACAAAAUCCAAGCCAAGAAGUUCAAGUACGGCUUGGAGGAACCCGGAAAAAUCAAAAUGCGUGGCGCCCUCUUUUAUACCUACGUCAUAAGCGUGGUGCUGAAAUCCGUCUUCGAGGUGGCGUUCUUGCUCAUCCAGUGGUACCUCUUCGGAUUCCGUCUGGCCGCCGUGUACACGUGUGAGAGGUCCCCUUGCCCGCAUAAAGUUGACUGCUUCCUGUCUCGUCCGACGGAGAAAACCGUCUUCAUAUUGUUCAUGCUAGUGGUGUCGUUAAUCUCGCUGGCUCUGAACGUCUUUGAGUUUUUCUACGCCAUCUUCAAGAGGAUGAAGGAUCACUUCAGAGAGACAGAGAAGCUCCUGGACAUGGAGAACUCCAUCAGGCCAUGCCCUAGAGAAGACCUUUCCAGCUACGGGUACCACUGCUCGGCUCCUGCGUCGAACCUCGGCUACAAUUUGGACACGGCCGACAAAUCCAACUCUUCGGACAACUUUGAUAAGCAGGCCAACGAGCAGAACUGGACCAACUACAGCACGGAGCAGAAUCAGCUCAACCAGAGGGAUUAUUGCCUGGCGCAGACGUUUGUCUAUCCGCAAAAAAUGACUCUGGGUAAAGACCUCUUACUUCUUAAACAGCUUGACCCUCGACCCCAGAGUCGGUCAAGCAGUCGUGCUCGGCCUGAUGACCUGGACAUCUAGGAGUUAAAAAUUUUAGUCUCUGAAUAUACAAAUACUCAAAAUGUCCAUGUUUCUUUGCGAUGUGUUCCAAAUACUGUGAGCAACUCGGUCCUCGAUCUCGCUACAGGGACAAGGAGUUACCGCUUUUACAAGAUAUUCGCAUCUUAAAGUAUCCAAUUCAAAAGAAAUCAAUUUGGACAGUUUCAUGCAAAUGUACUAUAUUUUUUUCCAUGUAAGUACUUUUUUUUUUUGAUAUUGCCUCUGUAUUAUCUGCAUUAUCAUCCUAGGCUUUAGUUCUUAUAUACAACACCUGUGAUUUAUACAAUCUAUGAAGAACCUUAAAUGCUACAUUUUCUUAAGUUAAGUAUAAACCAAAUGAAAGCCAUUUAAAAUGACUUUUUUUUUGGUAUAAAGUCAGUAAAAUGUUUCAUUUUUGACCUCCACUUUAAAAUUUUUGCUUUUCUACUUAAAAAGUUUUAUUUUAUUCAAAAUUAUUUAAUACUGGAACAUGCUGGAUAAUUUUACUGGAACCUAAGAGCAACAGCACCACCAAAGGUCAUACGAUGUAUUUGCAGAAGAGUAAGAAUUAUUGUUAGGGGGAAGGAAGGCAUAGAGCUGAUUUCUUUCUAGCCCAGAAUGUAGCAUUAUAGAUUUGAUCUUCAUUAUCAUUUCAUUACUGUAAUACUUCGGUACUCGGCGGUAUUUCGUUCCCGGAACAUGUGACAAGUAUUUUAUUUAAUGCAGUUCUGUACUAUAUAAGGAAUAAAGAAAAUGCAUAAAGGUUCUUAAAAAUUGCUAAUUUAAAUUGGCAAAUUGUACAAUGAUUUUUUGACAGGCAUAACAAGCAAUCCUGUAAUCAGGUACUGUAUAUAAAAUAGCAUUUAACUUCACUUUAAAGUGGUUUCGAAGGUUCACACUUUUUCUUUUGUUCCCUCAA